Messenger RNA from Aspergillus terreus NIH2624, 5112 nucleotides. RefSeq names its product ECM29 family proteasome component. The coding region runs from base 1 to 5112 and encodes 1703 amino acids. Gene Ontology annotation, cellular component: nucleus; cytoplasm. The transcript has 5 exons. Lineage: Eukaryota; Fungi; Ascomycota; Eurotiomycetes; Eurotiales; Aspergillaceae. Gene Ontology annotation, molecular function: molecular adaptor activity. Gene Ontology annotation, biological process: proteasome assembly. The record is from RefSeq and is a predicted model, not a curated record.
AUGGCUUCGGAAUCCACCCCAGCGAGUUCCGAGGCUCGCGAGUUGAGUUUAAUAUCGAAAGUUGAGCUCAGAAUCGCUCUAGCCGAUACAGAUGAGAAGCUCGAGAAUCUCCUCAAGACCUAUCUAGCGCCGUUGCUGCUCAAGUUAGGCUCCGAAAGCCUGGCAGUCCGCAACAAAGUAAUUGCCGUGUGUCAACAUGUCACCACCCGCGUUCAGGCGCCGUCGAUCAAACUUCCUGUGGAAGCGCUGCUGAAACAGUUCAAAGAGCAAAAGUCCCAGCUCAUCCGGCAUUUUGACUUGAUCUACCUUCAGCAAGGAAUCGAUCGCCUGGGCAUAUCCGAAAUCGGGACAUCCACCGACCAGGCGGCUGUUGUGUUUAAUCUUGUCCUGCGCCUGCUGCCUCUGUUGAAACUGCCACCAAAAGAUAGCGAUGAUGAUGUGCAGCUGAAAUCGCGCCUGGGCCUCUCCGACCAGGAUACCCAGUUUCUGGCUUCGUGGUUCGAGAAGCUAUUGAUGUUGUCUCCCCCAGCCAAUGGCGCAUCCACGUGUCCAGGACUGACAGCCUCGGAUUUCAAGUUUCUGAACAAAGGGGCGCCUAUGGCAGAGACGUGGAACCCAUCGGCAAAUGGUGGACUGAACCUCACGGAGACCAAGGUUACUGCUUUGAGAUUCCUUGCCAGCGGGGCUUUCACUGAUUCGGAGCGUUUCCUUCCUGCUUUGAUUGCCUCCGCCGACGCGAAUUCUCGCCUUUCCGACAUAGGAGAGGAAAUUUUAAAACGGUUCAUUCCGGACCUUGAGAAUCCAGACGUUGUACAGCAACUCUACAACAUGUACUUCGGAGAGGGGACGCCCGAGGGAGCUCCUCCAGUGCGUCCUGCUCUGCAGACAAAGGUCCUAGCCUAUCUAGGGAAAUCGAUACACGCCACCACCAAGACAGAUAAUGUCCUGAGGUUGAUUGAAGAAGGGCUUCUGUCAGACAAUGCAAGGUCCUCCCUGGGAUUGCAAGCUUCUAAGCUGCGGACACAGAUUUUCACGUUUACUACAUGGGUAGUUCGGAUGGGGUCACCGUCAGAUCUUAAGAGUAUGGCGCCUAAGCUCAUAGCUGGCUUGAGAGACUUCAUCCAGUCUCAAGGAUGGCCGAGCCCAGGAGCAAGCGGGCAGAAAUUGCCUGCCACUGACAUGAGCUUACGAGGCCUUGCUUAUGAAAGUAUCGGUAUUCUGGUACCCAAAGUCGAUUUCCAAAUGCACGAAGACCAAGAGGGUCUCUCAGGGUUUGAGCUGAUACGAUGGUUGUUUAUAUCACUGGGUUCGGAUGACUCGAGCUCUCAAAUAUUCGUCAGUAUUGAGCAAGCCCUGGGUAGUAUACUCAAUUCCUCAGUAGAUAGCUGGGAUAAAGAGUUCCAGGAGAAUCUUCGCCCGUUUUUGGUUCAUCAGAUGAACAAUAACCCUGGCGGAGAGGACUCAGCGACCGGGUUUCAGGUAGUCCGCGAUACGCAGUAUGCUGCCGUCCGCUUCGCCAACAGGUUCCUCCCGUUCAAUGAUGUCGUUGCUCGCUGGAUCGACCUUAUGGCAGUGGCUCGGGGAACAGAACGACAUCAGGAGGUGGUGGAAGAAGGCAAAAAGGGGCUGCAUCCCUAUUGGUACCGACUCAUCAAUUCCAGCAAGGACAAGAACUGGGUCACUUCUGUUACAGAAGAGUCGCGUGCGUCCUGGUUCAAGUUCCCACAAUUCUCUGACGCUGUCUGUUUCCUACUCGGGUCGAAUCCUUCUCCGGUAGCGACGGUGCAUGGCCUGUCUGCUAUAGAGAUGCUGCCAGCCCCUUACAAGGAUGCGUUCGCCCCGACUAUAUCUUUCCUUAGGGAUGUCCUUCUUUGGGAGGCGUUCUCGGAAUCUGGCAUUCAGACGGACAUAGAGCAAGACUGGGAUAUCAAACUGGACUUGCUGCUCACUUCUGAUGAACAGGCCCGAGAGGGUUUGAAGAGAUACAUACGGUCUUCCAAUAAAGAAGCAGUCGUGCUAUUCUUAUUAGGGGCUCUGAAGGGCCUUGUCGGGGAACAUCGAGAUGGACGGCAGAAAUGCGGAGAGCAGUUUAUCAGUAUUUGUUCGGCAUCGUCAAAUGAUAUUGUGGACGCUCUCGUCCCCCAAGCGCCCAGGUUGACACGCCCCCUAUAUAGCAAUGAUCAGGGGGUCCAGAAUGUGGCUGCGAGGGCCCUGGGAAUUCUGGCUUCUCACUCUGCGUUCUCGCAGGAUAACUUGGCGAUACUCGUCAACGACCUGUCAAACCCUAUCCGACUGUGGCAGUCGGCUAUAGGCGAAGCAGUUCUUGGAGUCCGCGGCUCGAUUUUGGCAAUGGCAUACUUACUGAGCCGACUUGCUUUCCGCGACAAGGUCAACAGAGUCCCUGAUGCACACGUGGGUCAGUUUAUCGAUUCGGUCUUUGCUAUAACCGAGAAUGCACGCGACUCUCACCUCCGACAGUCGGCGCAGAUUGCAAUCGGUCAGCUUGGUCUUUCGGGUGUUCUGUCACCAACCGCACUAUCUGACGAAAGGUGGAAGACGAUCAAAGACAAGCUAAAGGCGGAUGCAAAAGCCGAAAGUGAGAUUGCCAUCAUGUCGUUGGGAUUUUUGUCCAUGGUGUUUUCGCGAGAGGACGCCGAUAAUCAGCAGUUCAAGGGCCUUCUGGAUAUUCUCUACGAGUUGCAUGAGAUCCGCAGCCCUGAAGUACAAUUCACCGUGGGUGAAGCAUUGAGCAACACUGCAGUGGGUUGGAAGUCCAAGUCGCUAGCCACUGAAUUUGAUGUUGACGAACGUCCUCUUGUAUCAACAAUUCCUGGCUCAGUGCUGGCCAGCAUACUUGAUAAAGUCAUUUCCGACUGUACUGCCUCGAAGCCGUCGCUCAGGAAAGCGUCUGCCAUUUGGCUAUUAUGCCUGGUGAAGAACUGUGGUUCUCUGACGGAAACACAAGCCCGUCUACGUAAAUGCCAGGGCACUUUCGCAGCGCUGCUCUCCGAUCGCGAUGAAGUGGUGCAAGAGACUGGAGCGCAGGGUCUGAGCCUCGUCUACGAAAUGGGCGACCAGGCAUUGAAAGAUGAUCUCGUCCGCGAUUUGGUGGACUCUUUUACUGCGAACAAUUCCAAUCUCGCUGGAGGUCGCGUCAAUGAAAACACCGAGCUGUUCGAGCCUGGAGCUUUGCCCACUGGGAAUGGAUCAUCGGUCAAUACAUACAAGGAUAUCAUGAACCUUGCAUCUGAAGCCGGAGAUCCUACCCUGGUGUAUCGGUUCAUGUCACUGGCAUCCAACAACGCCUUGUGGACUAGCCGUGCCGCGUUCAGCAAGCUGGGGAUCAGCAGCAUUUUCUCUGAUUCUAGUGUGAACGGAUAUCUCGCCAAAAACCCCAAGAUUUACCCGAAGCUGUUCCGCUACCGCUUUGAUCCUAAUCCCAACGUUCAGCGGUCCAUGAACACCAUCUGGCAAGCCCUGGUCAAGGAUCCUUCGGCUGUGGUCAACGAUCAUUUUGACGAUAUCAUGGGUGACCUGUUGAAGAGUAUAAUGACGGGACGAGAAUGGCGAGUCCGACAGGCAAGUUGUGAUGCUAUCUCGGACUUGAUCCAAGGUCGCCAGCCCGAAAGAUAUGCAAGGUACAUGGACGAGAUCUUCACCAAAGCAUUUAAGCUGGUUGAUGACAUUAAGGAAUCGGUUCGGACGGCGGCUCUCAAGCUUUGUCAGACAAUCACGGGUGCUGUGAUUCGUUCUUUGGAGACAAGUGAUGCUGACUCAAAACGAGCAAGUACAAUGCUGGAGAGCACCAUCCCCUUCUUGCUAAGCGACAAAGGUAUGGAGUCUGGUGUGCAAGAGGUGCAGGGGUUUGCAAUUGGGUCGUUGGUGCAGAUGAUAAAGAAAAGCCCUGGCGGUCCUUUGCGGCCAUUCGUACCUCGAAUAAUCGAGCAGUUCUUGAGCUCCUUGAGCUCGCUGGAACCCCAAGCUGUCAAUUAUGUUCACCUGAACGCCGAUAAAUACGGGUUGACCGGUCAAGAGAUUGACAAAAUGAGGCUCUCCAGCAUUCGCACGUCUCCUAUGAUGGAGGUUAUUGAACGGUAUCUCAUUGACAUGCUUGAUGAAACUGGAAUGAAAGAGUUUGCGACUAAGCUGGAGGGGGUACUGCGGUCAGCUGUUGGACUUCCCACCAAAGUCGGUGUCAGCCGAGUGCUGGUGCUGUUGAGCAUGAAGACCAUGCUCUUUCGGCCGUAUGCGGAUCGGUUCAUCCAGCUCCUCGGGAAAUAUGUCGUGGACCGCAAUGACACGGUCAGUGCGUCUUACUGCACGUCAAUAGGGUAUCUUGUCCGGUUAGCAUCCGACGACCGGGUCUUGAAGACCAUUGAGCAUGCAAAGAGUCUCUACCUGACGGCUGAAGACGCAAAUCAGCGAGUCAUCUCUGCCGAGAUCCUUCAGUCGACGUCGAAGCUGUCGAAUGACCGGUUCAUGGCCUUUGCGGCUAGCCCCUUGCCCUUUAUUUUCGUGUCGAAACAUGAUACCGACGAGCACGUGAAGGAGGUGUUUGAGAGCUAUUGCCAUCCGGGAGGCGAAACGGAACCACCAAGCCUAUCGUCCGCACGGGCUUACGGCGUUGGGCAAAAUGUGGAAGAUACACUGGCGGCUUGUGUUGAAUGCCUCCUACAAUGCCUCAACCCGUCGCUAAGCAUCUCCGCGCAGGUGGUGAAUGACUAUCUCGCCGAAAUCACCCCCCUUCUCAACAAGGCGCUGAGUCACGGCGGGCGCAAGGUGCAGGUUACGCUGUACGAGCAACUGCAGCAAGUGUUCCGGGGCCUCGAAACGUGGGCUCCACACCGGGGCAGCGAGGAACCCGAUCUACGUGAGCUGCAAGGGCCCUUGUCGGCGCUAGCGGGGGAGAUGUUUGCGCGUGAGAUUGAUGUGUCGGCCGAAGCGAUCCGCAAAGGGCGAGCUGAGGCCGCCGUGGGGUACAUCUCACUGUGCCAGGGGCAUGGGAUGGAGGUGUACGGGGGGCUGCGGGAGGAGAUGCAGAGGUGGAGGGCGGGCGAGCGGUCUGGUCCGUUGCAGAGUCUUCUUGACCGGGGGAUGGAGAAGCUUGCUUAG